AUGGUGGAGGUGCUUCCGACGGUGCAAGGCGAACUGGUACAGCAGUGUUUGGAGAAAUCGAGUGCUAAAUAUGUUGAUUCGGCAAAAUCCGAUAUUCUCGGUGCCUUAGCGGAAUUUAAGGAUUUAAUACCCGAUAUCGAGAGUUUCACAUUUCCGGAUGGCACAACGAAAACAGCUUUCCGCCUUCGUGGAACAAUUCCAGGUGCUAGAUAUAAUAUCCCGAUAUCUGUUUAUCUGUGGGAUACGCAUCCCUACUAUGCUCCGAUAUGCUAUGUUAAUCCAACGUCUUCUAUGGUUAUACGUGAAUCAGAACACGUAACGAAGCAAGGACGCAUAUUUUUGCCGUACCUUAAUGAGUGGAGAUUCCCAGGCUACGAUUUGAAUGGCUUGUUGCAGGUGAUGGCUAUGGUGUUUCAAGAAAAAUGCCCCGUUUUUGCUAAGACUUCCUCAUCUAAUAGUAGGUUAGCAGCAUCGUCGACAAUAUCGCAACCAACACCAACUUAUCCGACACCGUAUCCACCCACGAAUCCAUCAAUGCCAACUCCAUAUCCGACCAGCGCGAUGCCGUUUUCUAGCCAAACUCCUUAUCCUUCUGCUAACACCCAUUUCGGAAGGUUGUAUUUAUCAUUCGUUCAAAAAUGUUUACUUGCAUCUAUGAAUACACCUUACCCGCAAUCGAACGUUCCAAUUCGGACACCACCUCCGAUUCCAGCUCCUCCUAUGUCUACGGCUGGUCAUUCUACGGGUUUGGAACCAGAACACAUUCGGAGGUCAAUCAUGACCGCACUGGAAGACAAACUGAAGAUACGGUUGCGAGAGAAAAUGGGUACGUCCCACGCUGAAAUGGCAUCAAUUCGUGAAACUCAUUCGGAACUGCUGGCUGGACAGAGAAGUAUCCGUAGGAUGAUUGAAGAGCUAGAGAAACAACAGAAGUUUUUCGAGUCGUACAUUUUUGCACACCAGGAUAAGAAAGCUGAGCUGAUGCGCACAUUGGAAGAAUGCAGUGAUAGUAAGAAUGAUAGUAAAUCUGUAGAUAUCGACAAUGCUAUAGACGCAGCUACACCACUACAUCGUCAAAUUCUUAAUAACUACGUUCAAGAUUUAGCAUGCGACGACGUUAUAUAUGCGCUUGGUCAAGCUCUGAAAGAGAAGAAGAUCUCUGUACAAGAGUAUUUGCGAUAUGUUCGGGAUAUUUCACGAAAGCAGUUUAUUUUUCGGGCUACUAUGCAGAAAUGUCGAAAAACAGGCGCAUUCCAGAAACUUAUUGGGAUCCGUUCUGGAGAUAUGCAGGCUAUAAAAUGUGUUGUUGUUGGUGAUGGAGCUGUUGGUAAGACAUGUCUACUGAUUUCGUACACCACUAAUGCUUUUCCGGGGGAGUACAUACCAACGGUCUUCGAUAACUACUCGGCUAAUGUGAUGGUAGACGGUCGUCCUAUUAAUUUAGGUUUAUGGGAUACUGCAGGACAAGAAGACUAUGAUCGACUUCGCCCUUUGUCCUAUCCGCAGACAGACGUUUUUCUUGUCUGUUUCUCACUCGUGAAUCCAGCGAGUUUCGAAAACGUCCGUGCAAAAUGGUACCCUGAGGUUUCACAUCAUUGUCCUACCACACCCAUCAUUCUUGUUGGAACGAAGGCUGACCUACGAGAUGAUGGAGAAACUAUUGAAAGGCUUCGAGAGCGCAGAUUAACACCUAUCAGCCAAACUCAAGGGCUGGUUAUGGCAAAGGAGAUCAAAGCUGUUAAAUAUCUUGAGUGUUCUGCUCUUACCCAGCGGGGUUUGAAGCAAGUUUUUGACGAAGCCAUUCGCGCUGUGUUGUGCCCACCGCAGAAACCGAAGAAGAAGAAAUGUUCAAUAUUAUAA
Angiostrongylus costaricensis is the source of this 1860-nucleotide messenger RNA. The record is from the annotation of a GenBank genome assembly. NCBI's taxonomy places the organism in Eukaryota, Metazoa, Nematoda, Chromadorea, Rhabditida, Metastrongylidae.